Molecule: messenger RNA, 1610 nt
Organism: Kogia breviceps (pygmy sperm whale)
Lineage: Eukaryota; Metazoa; Chordata; Mammalia; Artiodactyla; Physeteridae
Source: RefSeq, a predicted model, not a curated record
GGUCUCCGCGGCUUUGGAAGAUUUGGGCGCGAAUUACUCUGAGCGCGGCACCUGCAAGGAUUCAAGCGGCGUCUUUGACAUUUUGAAGGACUGUUAUAGUUGUUCUGUUUACAUCAAGAUGUCUAGCAAAGCAAAUCCUUCUAAGAAAAGGUCUCAACAUUUAAAAAGAAAUCCAAAAAGAAAAAUUGAUAAUGAAGAAGCAGAGUUAUCAGAGAAAGAGGUUAGAAACACAACGAAAAAAAAUAAAAGUCAUCCAAAACAUCUGUCUUCUGAAGGACAAGCAAAGCAUACUAAUCUAAAACAGGUAAAGAUCGCAACCCACAAGAGAAAAACCUGGCAACCUCUUUCGAAGAGUAGUAGAGAACAUUUGCAAACUAUGAUGGAAUCAGUAAUAAUAGCAAUUUUGAGUAACAGUAGAGAAAGUGAAAAAAUUCAAUAUCAUCUGAACUUCCUAAAGAAAAGAUUGCUGCAACUGUGUGAAACCCUGAAAGUCCCUCCCAAAAAGCAAGAUUUAACUCAUGUGUCAAGCCUACUGAAAAUGGAAAGGGCACAGCACAGAGCUAAUGAAGAGGGUCUGGCAUUAUUGCAGGAAGAAACAGAUAAAAUAGUGGAGACCAUAGAGUCAAUGACUGGGGAUAUUCAAAGCCUAAAGAACAAAGUUCAUGUUCUGAGAAGUGAAGUAGAAGAAGAGGAAAGGAAGGUAAAACAGAUGUUUCAAAUAGAUAGUGAGGUACUCUGUCUUCCCGAACUUUCUCAGAAGAGUCUCAAAGCACCCACCCUUCAGAAAGAAAUUUUGAUGCUAAUUCCAAACCAGAACGCUCUUCUGAAGGACUUAGAUGUUCUCCAUAAUUCACCCCAGAUGAAGGACAUGUUAACUUUCAUUGAAGAAGUCUAUAAAAGACUGGAUGCCUCUUAAAGAGUUUAUUGUUUUGUUUUGUUUGUAGAUUGUUCCAUAUGAAUUUAAUGUUUAUGAAUUUGUAAAAAUGUUUUUCUACGUGAUAUUGCCGGGGCUGAGGCUUCUUCAGGAUUCUCCUAAUAUGCACUUUAAAAUCAACCUCUAUAAAUCUACCAUUAGCCUCUAUACAUCUAACAUAGUCCUUGAAAACUGUUUCUAUCAUUUCCCACAUCUAGGAACUCACAUUUAUGUUGCUGUAUUUCCAGUUAUUUGCCCAAAACCGUAAAAUGAGAACAGCCACAAUCUGAUGGCUUAUAAUGGCUGAGUAGAGUUCAUUUAUUGGUUAGUGAAGAGGAAAUAUGAUACUGUGACUUAACAUAUGUAAAGUGUUUAUAGUGCCUAGCACAUAAAAAGGUAAGUGUUUGGUAUCAAUAUUGUUUUUUAGCUGAUGACUUGCAUUUUCUGUCUGGUCAUGUGGAACUCUAGAAGUCCCCAAAUGCCUUUGCUCUUUUACAUAACUCCCUAGACUUUUUGUGGCAUAAUUAAGAUUUGCCAGGUGUCUUUAACUUUAGAGGUAACAUGAACAUUUUAUUUCUUAGGUUAGUGAAUAGAUGUUGAAUAUUUAUUUUCUGCUCUCAUCGGAGCAUACCUUUAUUUCGUAAAAUUGUUAAAAACGAACCCAAGUUCAUUUAUUCUCUUAAAAUAAACACCAAAC